AGCUGACCGCAUCCAACAUGGCCGUGUGAUAAUAUCUGGAAUAUCACAUCAAUACCCACUUGUGGAUAUUCGUUGGACUCUUGUUAACAUUUUAGAUUCAAAUGAAGAUGUAACUCCGCGGGAUGGCGCGGAGGGCAGAAGGCCGCACAUUUAAUGUGAGCGUGAUCGGCUUAUCAGGCACUGAACGUGAAAAGGGCCAGUAUGGUGUUGGAAAAUCUUGUCUCUGCAACAGAUUUCUUAAUCAGGUUGCUGACAACUAUUACCAAGAGCACAUCUCUGUGUUGAGUCAAAGUGACUUUGCAGGGCGGGUCAUCAACAAUGACCACUUCCUGUAUUGGGGGUCUGUGGUCAAGACAGAUGAUGGCAACAACUUUACCUUUCAUGUGGUUGAACAGACAGAAUUUAUUGAUGAUGUCAGCUUUGCACCAUUUAAGACAGCCCGUACAGAAACAUAUGUUAAAAGAGCUGUCAGUGGCAAAGUACAAAGUGCUGAAAAACUGAUGUAUAUCUGCAAGGAUCAGUUAGGAAUGGAAACAGACAUUUCUUACCCACAAGUCCUCAUGCCUGAAGGAAAGUUGGCCAUUGAUGGUUUCCUGUGCUGCUUUGAUGUGAGCAAGGUCCCCCAGAGAACUAUAGAAAAGCAGGUUGAAUUUGUAGCAGCCUUGCUCAACAAUGCGCUCAAAACCAAGAAGCCUGUUGUCCUUGCCACAACCAAAGGGGAUUUCUCAUGCCAGGAGUAUGUCAAAGAGGCCGAAAGGUUGCUGAAUCGCAAAGAGUUCAAAGGGAAUAUUUUUCUAGUCGAAACAUCUGCUCACGAGAACAUCAACAUUGAGUCUGCGUUCAUGCUUCUAGCACACCUCAUUGACAAAACAAAAGCAAAGUCAAAAAUCUUACCUUUCUUAGAAGCCAGGAAACAGAGGCAUGAAUUGCUGGAGGUGGCCAAAGAGGCAUACAUCCAUUUAUUGCGUACAAAUGUUACUGAUCCAAAAGCAGUAUGGACUACGUGUAAACGAAAGUUAGAACUAGAGUCAGAUUUUGGACAUUAUGUGGAAAUGUUCGGUACAGAGCAGGCUCGAAAGGAAUUUAGAGCACAUACGAAAAGGUUACGUGAUGAACAGAUACGCUUACGUGAGCAGCGCUACAUGUCGUUAUUACCUCGGUUAUUGAAGUUAUUUCUUCCGACCUUGGAUUCUAUUACAGAAAGGGGGUGGAAUCCAAUACGCAAACUCAUACGGGACCAUCCUGACUUUGACCGCCAUUUUGUGAUAAUUUCUGAGGAAGGGGGCACAUCUUGGAAACAGUGUGAUGCAUUCUUAGAUAACUCAGAGGAAGUGAGGAUUCCUUAUGACUUGCUCAACUCAGCUGAGGCUGAAAUGUGCUUCAGAAAUCACUUGAAUGAAUUACAAGCCUAUCACAGAAAAAGAGAAUUACAACGGCAGUUCAAACAACUGCUAGAGGAAAACCCUCAAGUCACGCCAGGCAAACCCCUCUCCGAAACAUAUCUGUUAUUCCUGAGUAAAGAAUGCUACUCUAGCUUAGAUGAAGUGGAGCGAAAUCUAGUCUAUGAGGAACACAUGACAGAGCUGAGAGCAGCUGCAAGGGCAGACUUUCAGGAACUUCUUUGGGAAAAGUCGGGGGCAUUUUUAGGGUUAAAUACAGCAGAGAGGGUCACUCCUAAAGACUUGAUGAUUUUGACAGCAGCUCUUCAAGAUGAUAAAAGGUAUAAAGCUUUGCAGCGACUAGAAGAAGACAGAAAAGUUAUGAUACUUAACCAUUUGGGUUUCAUGCAGUCCCCGUCCCGAGAGAGAUGUUGCUUUGGUGAUCAUUGUAUAGAUACCCAGGUGGAAAACUUAUUGGCGACACGUGCAAUUAGACCAGAGUUAAAAAGCUCUCUGGACUCAGCUGACUCUGGUUGUAAAACUUUGAAUUUGGUGCUUUUAGGCAAAGAUGGUCUUGCCAUCUCUCUCAACAGGGAGAUCAGAAAUUUAUGUAUUGAUGAUGAAUAUGUCAUAGACAACACAACAUAUAGUUUAGAUUAUAGACCUAUUGAUGGUGAUGUUAGUCGUGAACAAAAUGCCUUGGCCACCGCUAACUUUAGGCCACAUGGUUGUCUAUGUGUUUAUAACUCAGAUGAAACACUCAAUUACAUUCGGGAUAGUUUGGAGAGGUCACUGACCAAUGAUGUUAUCAGAGAAGGUGAGGCCACACUCAGUGGUAUGCCUAUUGCCAUUAUCCAGGCUUCAAAUUCUAGUCAGAGUGAGAAAGAGAAUGAACUUCUCAGAGAGAAGGGGAGGACCAUUGCUUCAAGGCUGCAUGGAGAGUUUAUUGUUGACUAUGAUGUUGUAGAAGACGGUGUUCAGUUUGUUGAAGGUCAGAUUCAUGCAGCACUUCAGACUAUUAUACGAGGGUGUAGUCCUGGUUUGAACAGCUGGUAUCUGUCUGACCAGUUUGAACCAGAUAUCAGGUUGUCGAUGUGUCUGAUGUGUGGAGAUCCAUUCCUGCUAGAAACACCCCUUGGUCCUCUGCUGAACCAUGAUAUGUGUCGGGUACUGGCAGACACACCCUACUGUAUUACCUUAGAUCUGUUCCUAGAGUCAUCCAAACAAAAAGUUGAGAUUGAAGUGGCGUCUUAUCACGGUGGGAACCGGCUGCAUCAAGGUCUAUUCCAUGGCUACAUUCUUGUUUACUCUGCUAAACGAAUGGCCUCUUUAGCCACGCUCAGGGCAUUUGUUGAUAACCUGUUGGACGUCCCGAAAUUGAUUGUUGCUGUGUCAGACUCUGGCGUCUCUCCAAACUUAUACUCCAGUGAUAUUAGUCAAACGCUUAUACAGGAAGGCAGCCGACUAGCCGAUUCUAUAGGCGCUGAAUUCAUUUUAACUACAGCCAACUUUAGUCAGCAAACGGGUGUGUUCUUGCCAUUUUUCAAGGAUGUUUGGAAACAGAGAGAAGAAUCUGAGUCCCUGUACCAUGAGCCUUCAGAGGAGCCGUGCCCACCAGCUUAUGAUGAAAAGCCAUUUUAUAGUUCCCGUCCCCCUGCACCUCUACCCAAAGCUAACUACGGAUAUCAUACACACAAAUCCAGUACCUCCAACAGCACUGAUUCUGAGCCAGUGUAUGACCAGCCCAACCUGUUCCACUCCCACUACUCAGACAGUGAACACGAGGCAGACAGGGGCUCCAGCGUGUCUCCGCCCCCUGUGGCGGAAGAGAUCUACAGCGAAGUUAUCAUUCCAAACAUGAACGGUGAGCAUUUGGUCAAACCAAGUGUUGUGAAAGCCAGAAAGAAUGUCUAUGCUGGCUGGCCAGACACUAGUAACGCCACAGGUAAAAGCGACCCAUUUGUCAAGCACAUGACCAGCAAGUCAGCCCAUGACAUAGUGUGGACAGACAAUGAUGCCAACAACAGAAGGAAGAUCAUGAAUACUCACAGAUCCCAGUCUCAAAGUGCUGCUAUGUUUAGAUCUCACACCAGUCCAGUCACAGCACCGUUAGCUAUACCAGAGCCAAUAGAGAUUGCUGACUAUAGUAGUGUUAAGGAUGCUGUACAAUCACCUGAGCUAGGGGAUGAUGACUACCAAACUGUGGAUGAUGCUCUCCCUCCUGGUCAGUUACACAGGAUUAGGUCAACAAAGUCACCCAUCCGGACUAAAGGUCGCACAGAUUCUGAUGACUCAGAGUUUUCAUCUCUUGAAAGAGAAAAAUAUAAUAAAGGUAGGCGUCCAACACCUCACAGGCGCAAAUCCAAACCACGGCAUCCAGUGGAUGACAGUGCCAUAUAUGCCAGCCCUAUACCCUCCGGAGCAAAGCCAAGCACUUUUGGUGGCAUUGGGAGAAAGCAGAGUCAGACAGUGCAAAGCCACUCCCCCUCAGAAGAUGGCAGUGAAGGAACUGGGGAUGAGAAACUUGCAUCCAAGAAGAAAGAAAAGAAACGCCGGUCGUUCAAUCACCGCAAAUGGCGUAAUCCAUCAUCAUCCCUUACACAUCAAGGUUCUAGUCCCCCCAUAUCUGACAGUGAUCAUCUCAUUGGCUCACCCCCUGUUCUUUCCUUGGAUGAAAUGUCAACAAAUUAUUCUGUCCACCAUUUCCAAACACUACCAAAACAUAUUGGGACCAACACAGGAAGCCUGGGUGGGGAUGAAGGUGAUGAUGACUUAAAUGACAGCGGCAACUGGAGGUUCAGGUUCACACUCAGAGACCCAGAGAAACAGAAGAAGAAAGAAGAACGGAGACGGCAGAAGGAAGAGGAAAAGAAAGCCAAAGAGGCACAGAAGAAGUUUAAGAAAAAAGACAAAGCAUCUGGCACAUCAACCAGUGGUGUUUCCUUAGAGGAUUUCCCCACAUCUUCAGAAUAUCCCUCUAUACCACAGUUUGUCUUCAAGUGUGUCUCAUAUAUUGAAGCAGAAGGCUUAAAAACAGAAGGCUUGUACAGAAUACCUGGCAAUAAGGCACAAGGAGAACUUUUUGUCAAUAAAUUUGCUGUUGAUCCAAAUGUGGACAUAUCUUCGUUAGAAAUCCCAGUUAACGCCAUAGCGACCUUGUUAAAAAGCUUUUUCAGUGAUCUCAAUGAGGCCUUGAUACCUGAGAAACUGUGUGAUGAGCUCAUGGAGGCAGCCGAAAUGACUGACAAGAGCAGUAGACUUCUUAUGCUGCGUGGUGUCAUCAAAAAGUUACCCAAUCAAAAUUUUGAAGUAUUGAAGUACAUCAUUUCACAUUUGUAUAAAGUGGCACAGAAUCAAGAGUUUAACAGCAUGAACAGUAGAAAUCUGGCCAAGUGCUGGUGGCCCACACUUAUCAGACUGCAGUUUAAAACCUAUGAAAAACUCAUUCAAGGCUCACAGAUUCCUGAGGACAUAGUUCACACAUUGAUUGAACAGUGUCCUUUUUUCUUUCAUGGAGGGGAUGAAGUAUGACACCUGGAGUUGUGUUAGUAACAAGUGAUUAUUUUUCUCUACUGUGGAACUUAUCGAGGGCUGCUGCUGUCUUCAGAGAUGCUUAAAAUUUAGCUGAGCUUCAUUUCUUUGCUGAUACAAGUUUGUACUUCUCCACAUUAAAUUACAAAGAGGUUAACUAUAGGAAACAGCUAACUCAAGUGUAUACAGGUUUUUUAAAUGCUGGGUUCAUUUUUUAGCUAUUAAAUUUUUAAAAAUUGCAAUAGAAAAUACUCAUUUAGAUUUAAAUACAGUAGAGUAUAGCUUAAUAUUAUUAUUAUUUAAUAUUCUGUUAUCCAUAGUAUUCAAAAUUACAGCACUUUUCUUUAGUAAUUUUUAGUGUCAGUUCUUUUUAGAUUUAUAAUUUAGAAAACUCACAUUGUUUCUUAAGUCUGUGGUUCAUUUGAAUAUAACAUUAAAACAGUCUAUUUUUUUUAUUAAACUGGUCUAGAGCGAUGAUUCUUACUUCCAGAGCCUACAUAGUUGUGAUGAAUUUAAUGUUGUGACUUUUCCUCCCCCUUUCUGCUUCAGAGAAAAUAAUUUUGUUACUCUAUUUUUUGUGAUUGUCUUUUGUGAUAUCUCAUCAGUAACCUAGACAGUGUGAAGACCGUGAAUAAACCUUAACUUAAUGAUUGUUGGCUAUUUAACAUCUUAAAAUAAUAUUAACCCUUAAAAAUGAUAUUACAUUCAUUUUUCUUUGCGCGUAAGGUAAAAAUGAACAUUAAAUCACCAAGUUUCAUCAUUAAACCAUAUUUUUCUGGCAUGUAUGGUAUAACUAUACUUAAUUCAAUGCAGUAUUAAAAUAUGUUUUAGGUACCCUAAUGUCAGAUGAUAGUACUUUGGUAGGUCACAAAACCAAUUCUGUUUUGAUAAAAAUGUCCACUCUUUAUGUUAAUGGACCAAUUGUUCUAAAUAUUGUCCAACAUUUUUUACCUCAGAGGAUGAAGUAUAACUGAAAUGUAAUACUUUGCUGAUAGAUUUAUUUUUUCCUUUAAUUCAGGUCUGUUUUUAGGUCUCUUUCAUUUUUGAGUAUUCAAGAGGCAUAAAUUCUAUAGCAAGAUGUUUCAUUACUGUAUAUAUAACAACUAUUAGAUUUUUAAAUAUCUGCACAUGGUUUUUUUUUUUAAUUUUGAUUUUUUUUUCACAAAGAGCUCAAAUUUAAUUCAUAAGAUCUCAUUUAACCACCUUUUUAAAAAAAAUAAUGGUGUAAGCUUAAUGGCUGAUACUGUUUAAUGCACAAUGUCAUUACACUAGCCCAAUCUCAUCAUCACAGAAUUCUCCAUUUUGGCAAUAAUGAAACAAUUGAGAAACCAGUGCCACAUGUUUUAUGCAUAAGUUAGUGCUGUUUGUUCUUUGAAAGUGUUUAUGUCAUGAAAAGUUAUUCUCUUACUAAGAUCUACAGUUCUAAUAUCAGUUUUUUGAUCUCUUAAUUAUCAUUUUAUUUUAUAUAAAUACUUUAGGUUUGUUUAUUUCUAUGUAUCAUGUACAGUUUUUGGACCAAUAUAAAAUAUAUUCUUUUGAGUGCUUGUGUUCUUCAUCUAAAGUUGUGAUACGCUGUCACAUAGUGCAAUUUUUGUUCUUUGAUGUUUUACUAGAGCUGGUUCAUUGUUAGUGCAGGUUGUACGCUUGGCUGUCAGUUAACCUCUUUUCAGUUUGUUCUGGGAGACUAUCAAUGUGGAACAUUGUGUAAGAGAGUAGGGAACAAGGGAAUUAUAUUGGCAAGUCUUGUUAUAUAAGGCGGUCUCUGGUUUUGGUACUUAAUCCUAUUAUAUAGAAGACAUGAGCUUUAGCCUCUUCCAUAACUGUUGGUGGUUGCUAACAUUACAGUAGAUUCUACCUGGACAGUAGGUGCUGCCCUUAUAGUUGUUGAUGCUCUUGCCAUUAUAGUAGGCAGCAGGUUAACGUCUACUUACACUUAAUUUUUUUACUCUGGUAGUUUUGUACUGCAUAAUGCUAAUCAUAAUUAGAUAUUUAUUACUGAGGACAAUAGACCUGGUGUGGAUGCAGGUAUUGUUACAGAACUGUUGCCAUAUCGUCAGUGUUCAUUUCCUGUUUGAGUUAAGGGAGUGAGCUAGUGUGAAAACAGAAUCUUGUUCACUGAAUAAUCAAUGCAGCUUUUUAUUUGGUGGACUGUUUUGUUCAAUUAUUACUGAUUUCUGGUGAAUAAAUUAAUGUUCGACUUUUUUUUUUUUGGUAAAUUUUUUUUUUUUUUCAAAUGAUAAACUAUUAUGUCCGUCCCAAUUUUUCUUACAGUUUCAGACAAAUUGAAACCUGCGAUGUUUGUAAUCUGCUUAAAUUUUAAAGGUGUUUUGUACAAUUUAUUAAUAAUGUCAUUUCAAAUACAGGCAUUUAGACUCACCCACAUUUAACAACUGAGCAACCUUCAAAACUAUUUUUGUAAAUGUAGGAUUAAUUUGUUGAGUAACCAUUGGACAAACCUUAUGUUUCAAAAUAUUUUUUAAGCAUCUUUCACUAAAACUUCAAUCAAUGUUUUUGUUAGUGUUACAUUAUACACAAUUAUAAAAACCAAAAUCUGCACUAAGGUGUACUUAAUACAUAAGUUGUACAACAAUAUUUUGUUACUUGUUUCAACAUUUCAUAUUCCAUAUUCACUGGUAGUAAUAAAUAAAAAACCUGAGUUUACUAUAUUUUUGUUCAAUAACAUUUUAUUACAUAUCACAACCUAAAAACAUUUCAAGCUAGCUUGUCAUACAAAGGGGAAACAAAAUCUAGUAAAUAUCUAUUUGAUUUUAAAAGUUGUACAUGUUUGCAUCAGUCAAAAAAUAUUACUACCUUCUAAUCAAACUGCUUGUACUCAUUCACCUGUGUUCAGCCCUGUUUUAAUGAAGUUAAUUAUAAUCAGCGUUAUUGUACACAGCUUACUUCAGAUUUUACAAUGAUAUCAUUUAUUAGUUUAUUGAGUCAUUAGUAAUGUUAUUUCUUAUUGUAUACCUUUAUGUUAUUGAAUGAUGUAAUCUGUUUCUAAAACUGAAUAUGGUUUAUCUUUAAUGUUAACAGUUUCUUUGUACAUAAGACUAAUUACGAUACUUUUCACUUUUUGUUAGCAUUUAAAAUUUUUAAAAACUUUACUUUGCUUGACAAGAAAAUUAAAGACUGUUUGAGCUUCACUUAGGGUAGUCAUUGUUGCAUUUUCUAUUUGAAAUAUUGUUAUAGAGAAUCUAUUUUCAGCUGUUCUUAAUGCAUUGCUUUAAUCUGUUCAAGUUUUUAAAUGGUGUAAUGAUAAAAUGAAGCUAAGCUAAUGUUCCUUUAUUGUAUACCACUAAUGUUGAUGAGGUGCAAUCUUUUUAUGAAAAGAAAAACAACGGAGUUAACAGUGAUAAAACAAAUUCUUGUCACAGGACCACACACAGUUUUUUUGUGUUGAUGCAGCAUUGUCAAGGGAGGUUUCCAUUUGCUCAGUUUCAGUUUCCUUUUAAAAAACUUGUCUUUGAUGUUUGCACUUUUUUUUAACACAUAGUUCAGUUUAUUAUACAUAUUUUUUUGUUCAAAGUAAGUUAAGAAAGAUAUGGAUCAAAGCUAGCAUAUACUUUCAUUGAGAUUAUAGCUUUCACCAAACAAUUGCUUAAAAAGUAUAUAGACAUAAUAAAAAGACAAAAGAUUUUUUUUUUAAAUUUAUGGGUAUAUAAAAAUAUACAAUUUUAGUUUUUAAGAUUUGUAAAAGAAAAAAAAUAUGUUUAUGAUUUAAGUUUUGACAGAAGUUUUAAUAUAGCAGGCUGUUGAUCCAUUUCUCUUUAUUACUUGAACAAACAAUUUUAAACAGUGAAGUAAUAUUUACAUGAUUAUACAGCCUUAAAACUGUUUAUCAAGAUCACUUGUUUCUGUUAAUAUCAAAACUAAUUACUUACUAAUACCACUCAAUAUAUAAACCACAUCUUGGUUGGCUGGUAGGCUACUGUUAUUGUAGCUUUUAUUGUUGAACUGAAGCUAUUUAUUGAAUAAUUUUCCCCCCACUUCUUCCUCAUCAAUAAAAUGUUUAAAAUAACAUACUUAUUUAAAUUUUAAACUAGGUAGCUAGUGCUGGGAAACUAGAUACAAUGUCCUGACAGAGGGCCCUUAGAUACAGUUAGUUGCUGAGUAUUUCCAGAAAAGUGUGUAUACCAUUGAUAAAGUCAAUAACACUAUGUGGAAGUUAUUGUCACUGCUACUGAAUGAACAGCCCUUUUAUUAUACCACAGAAUACCAAAAUAAAACAUCUUAACAGUAUAUGGGUCACAAUUUGGCUGGUGCCUGUUUGUUGAAAACAAAAAGCACAAAAUAAUCAUUUGUCAAACUGUAUAUACAAUUGUAAAUAGAAAGUUGUAUCUCUUUGUGAUGUUUUAACUUGUUAAUUGUAGUGUAUCGCAUUGGCCAUAAUAAUUUAAGUGAUGCUGCCUGUUUAAUAAAAAUAACUCAUUCAUCUAAACAAAAAAGAUUUGUUGUUGAGAAAUAACUUACUCUCAGAAUGAUAUACUGAAGAUGAUUAGUUUUACAAAACAUCAUUUUUUACAUUGGAUUUGUUUAUAAAAUCUUGUACUGCUUUUAAGAUAUAUGUAUACCAUUUUAAUUGGGAGGAGAGCUGAUAACUUUAAAAUAGGGGGAAAUUAGUUCUAUAGGAUAGAGGCGGAUCUAAUGCCUAUUUGUGCACAGCUUGAAAAAUUAUACAACCAAGAUUUUUAAUGAAACUCUAAAGUUAAAAGAUAACGUUCUUAUUUUUUGUAAUACAAUAGCGUCAUUAAAUGCCAAAUAAAACAGUUGUUUCAAAAGUGAAAUAAUUGACUACUAAAAGAGUGCCAAACCCUGCUAAAACUAACUACAAAACACAGCUAUCUUCCAUUAUGAUUAUAAAUUAAUCCAAUAUUAAUUCCAUUAUUAUUAUAAUCUAAUACUAAUUCAACUUUACUGCCAUUUUAUUCUAGAAAAUUCAUUCUUUAAAUAAUUUGUGUGAUGAAACAUCUGAUAUAAUAAAAGAACUAUGUGCUUAGCCUUUUUCUCAAUUUCCUCUGUGUUUUGUGUAUGCCCUAUGUGUAUACACUUUUUAUGUUGUGUCCAUUGUUGGUUUAAGAA
Physella acuta is the source of this 9992-nucleotide messenger RNA. Its product is annotated as rho GTPase-activating protein 35. Gene Ontology annotation, biological process: regulation of axonogenesis; Rho protein signal transduction; regulation of cell size. The record is from RefSeq and is a predicted model, not a curated record. Gene Ontology annotation, molecular function: GTP binding; GTPase activator activity; GTPase activity. NCBI's taxonomy places the organism in Eukaryota, Metazoa, Mollusca, Gastropoda, Physidae. Gene Ontology annotation, cellular component: cytosol.